CUCGUCUUCUCUCACUUUCUCUCUCUCAACUCCCACAGAAACCCAUAGACUCUUUGCAGCCUCAUAUAUCAAUUCUUCAUCUGGGCUGACUUGAUUUUCUCAAUCAGAAACUGGGUCUUGUUCAUUUUCUGAAUUAGUUCAUCACAAAGAACAAAUCUCAUGGAUUGGUAUCUAGGGAAUGGAAUGGAUGACCUUGUUGUCCCAAAUGAUGGAGGAUCUGACAGGCUUCCAUCACCAGAUAGCUGGUCAAAGUGGGGAAUAAGCGCAUCUGAGGGCUUUCAGUCAUCGAAUAAAUGCUUUUCCAUGUAUCCACAGUUCAGUAAAGAGCUCAACUUCAGUGGAAAAGGUUUUUUUGAUGAAGGUGAGAUGGGAACUUCGGCUGAUGACAAAGAUCUAUCUAGCAGUUCAAGUGUUUGUGAAGGAUUGUCCGAGGACUCUCUUCAGAAGACCUCACUUUCCUACAAUCGGGCCUACAAUCAAUUUGAGGACCUAGCAGGGCUCCAACAGAUGGAUGACAUAUUCAUGAGCUCCUUACUUGAUGAUCUUCCUGGGGCAGAAAAUGUACAUAAAUCGUUCUAUUUUCGUUCAGAUUCCAGCGGUACAUUAGCCACUGAUAGUAUUUCGACAAGCAAGAAUUUGGAAUUGCAAAGUAUAUCAAGCAGUGGUCAUGGUGCUGGCAGCUCUAAGUAUCUCAAAACUCAUGCAUUUUCUCCGGAAUUGGGUUCAGAGAGAGGGCAAUCCACUAUUUCACAGUUCAGUCCCUGCAACUCUGAGCAAAAAGACUGUCUACAAGUAAAGGCACAGACAGUUCCCCUCAUGUCUCCAUCUGAGCAACGGUGCCCUCAUGGCGGUGUGGAUGAGGAUACAUCAGUUGAAGAAUCUGUAUUGCAGGAGCUGGAAAUGGUGAUGACACAGUUGACCGAAAAGACCCGAAUCUGUAUUCGAGAUGCAUUGUAUCGCCUUGCCGAUAACUCAAAAGGAAGUCAUGUUACACACGACCAAGAUGGAGACCUUGCUAAUGAAAAACUGUCUUCAUGGGCAGUACAUGAUGAAACAGCAAGGUCUGAGAGCAAGAGAGACACAGAAUCAGAGACAAACACCAUUGACCGGGCAAUUGCAAACCUCAUGUUUAAUGAGAUAGACUUCACUGCGCAAGACAUUUCUGGAGGGUCAUCAUCAGAUUCCAAAUCUGAAAUUAAUGAAGUCACCGGGCAACAGCAAUCUGACAACUCCAACAGGCCGCAAAACUCUCCUUUGCAUAACAAUCCAGUUUUACCACAUCAUGCUGAAGUUCCUACACUUGGUCAAAGAGACGUGCAUAAAAGCUUAUCAACUAGUAAUGCUGGAGGAAAGAGGAAAACUCGGAUGAGUGAGUUUGUGUCUGCAACCGACUUCUAGAAGGCCAUUUGAAGAAUGGCUGCAAUGGCAUGACAGCAAUGAUCCGCUGGGCAAUGAACUUUAAAAGAAAAAUUACUGAAAGGUCAUACAUGAGUUGCUUGUACAUGUACUUCGGUAAUAGUUGGUGUGCAUGUUAAAAGAUCUGCUGGAUGCACACUUUCAGCUCAGUUUUGAUCGUCAUGUGAAUGAGUGGAUUAGUAGUAGUUUGUCAGACAUGGAUUUAUGUUUCGUUGAAACCUAGUGCCACUACAUCUUUCUGUUAUAAUCAAGAAAACCUGCGAUCUCGAGUCGGGACUUCGAUA
Molecule: messenger RNA, 1700 nt
Organism: Argentina anserina (silverweed cinquefoil)
Lineage: Eukaryota; Viridiplantae; Streptophyta; Magnoliopsida; Rosales; Rosaceae
Product: protein LNK3
Exons: 6
Coding region: 160-1398 (412 amino acids)
Biological process (GO): regulation of DNA-templated transcription; circadian rhythm
Source: RefSeq, a predicted model, not a curated record